CGGAUAUUUGUCAAGCCGUGGAGGAGCAGAGGCUUUCUGACAAGACUUGAGAGAAAUAUAUUUUGGAAUAAGAGAACGAUGACGCCGGAUCAGAGCUGAUCCUCGGAGAAAGUUUUUUCUUUUUGUUGUUGCUUGGAUCACUGGUCUCACAUCCUGCGUUCAGUCCAGGAGGUUGGAGCAUCUUCCAAGUGAUUUCCACCCAUUAAAAGUAAAAAACACUUCAGGAUGUUUGGAAACACAGGUCCCUUCUCUUACUCCCGAGGUUUCCCACAGGAAGACUUCCCUCAACAGAGACGGCCUUUCCAGCAGGAUGAGCCCCAAGGUUCACCGCUGCAGAGAAACGGCAUGUCGAGACCAAGUGGAAGAUCCAUAUACAUGCAGAGAAAGGAAUACUCAGAGGUGCUCAACAAACAACCAGACAGCUUUCAAGUCAGAGUGGAGCAUCUGUUCACCUGUGAGCUGGACGGCCAGGAGGUGAGGACAGCAGACAACUGCGUGGCCAAACUUGUACAACUGGACGCCAAAGGUCGUCUGUGGCCUCAGGAUAUGAUCAUGGAGCUCAGAGGACCGUACCUUCUGCUCUCUGACAUCGAGACCAAGGCUGAGCUGGAGUCCGUUUCUUUGAUGAGCAUCAUGGAAACCAAAGCGGUGCUGGACAGCUGCGCCUACAACUCUCUGCUGGCUGUAACCGUACAGGAGCGCAGCAGACGUUUCCCGCAGGUCUUCCUGUUCCAGUGUGAGGAGACCGGGGCAGAGCUGAUUAAGACAGAUCUGGAUAAAGCAGUGCAGAGAGAAGGAGGAGGCGGAAGAGGAGGGGGGCAUCUGAGCCCCCACAGAGAGCCGGCUGACAUCAGGAAUAAUCUGGACCGGCAUAAUCCAGGAAGCUUCCGGCUAGCCGGGCCCCGUCCCAUGCAACAAGAGGAGACCCUUCCAUCUCCAGACUAUUCAGCCUCACAGCAGUUCAGGAGAGAGCCAGGUUCCAUGCCUCCCCAGCAGGCCUACACCCCACAGCAAGAGACGAGUCCAUACGCAGAGCUCCCUGACAUGCAGAGCAGCCCACAGAUGGCUCCUGACGGGUCAGACACAGAGAGGAACAUGGAGAUUUUAAAUCACGUCAUAACCGAUUUGGAGGUUUUCAUCAACAAAAUAGGAGCUGCAGCAAACGCACCUUCGCAGCAAGACAAGAACAAGAAGAAAAAGAAAAAGUCUAAUACAAACGCACCAGCUUCCAACCUGCCGCACUGGGAUGAAUAUGUCACGUGCCUCCAGAAAGUCAAAUAUGGAUUCAACCUGCUGGCCAAGCUAGAUGGGGUUCUGAUCAACCCGAGCGCCCCUGAGUUUGUUCACAUCUUCGCCACUCAUCUGGGCAUGAUGGUUCCUCUGUAUCCUGCAGACCUGCCUCCCACAGUUGUGUCUCCCCUGCUGACACCGAAGGCCUUGAACCUGCUCAAUCAGACCCUGACCAUCGAGGAGAAACGCAUGUGGAGGUCUCUGGGUGACUGCUGGUCCGUCCCCAGGUCUGAAUGGCCGGAUGCUAAUGUACCUCCUUACAUCCCAGAGUUUUAUGAUGGCUGGCAGCCUCCUGCGCCCUCUCACACCCUUCCUGUGCCUCCUCGUCAGAAUGAUCCGAUCAGCAGAAGCAACAGCCAACGCUUUCAGUCCAGCAGGCCUGGAGCUCCAACAAAUGACAGCCAGAGUUACUCUCCCCGAGCCAUGCAGCAGGUGCUGGCAUCCAAUGGUCCCUGGAGUCCACCUCCACCUGUGCGCCCCACAGAGCCACCGCUGUACAUGCGCGUCAUUUAUAACUUCGUGGCCAGGAACAACCAAGAACUCACUGUGAUGAAGGAUGAGGUGAUUCAGGUGGUUCAGAAAUCUAGGCCAUGGUGGCUUGUGCGCAACUCCCGUAACGAGGAAGGCAACGUUCCUCCGAAUGUUUUGGAGCCAGUUGACAACGCUGGAUCUAUGGAGGAUCGAACGUCUGCCUCUCAGUGGGACAGCCGUGGUCCCGCGACUCUGAACAUGAGCUCCAGUCCUGCUGAGGUGAAGGCAUGGCUCGAGUACAAAGGUUUCUCCAGAAUCACCGUCUCCAGCCUCGGGGUUUUAAGUGGAAAACUGCUGUUGGGAAUGUCCAAAGAAGAAAUCAGGACUGUGUGUCCAGAGGAAGCAGGCAAGGUUUUCUUCCACCUUCAGGGUGUCAAAUCGUCCCUUGCACUGGCCAGCGAACCUUCAGCCAUGUACAACGGCCGCUACUAACUACAGCGAACAUCUGGAAAAAACAUCUCCACGAACACUGCAUGAACUCUACUUCAACCAGUGCUGUUUUGUGUCGUUUCAGAAAGAGCACAGAGGAUUUUGAUAAAAGUUGUAUGUUCAGAAGUCACCAAUUACUCAAAUUUUACACCGUUACAUCUUUUAUGUAUUUAAGUCUCACGAGUGUAGAUCGAUGCACCCUGGUCUACUUUUUUCUUAUUAAACCUGUUGAGUCAUGCAUGCACUUAUAACAA
Molecule: messenger RNA, 2504 nt
Organism: Nematolebias whitei (Rio pearlfish)
Lineage: Eukaryota; Metazoa; Chordata; Actinopteri; Cyprinodontiformes; Rivulidae
Gene: eps8l3b
Product: EPS8-like 3b
Exons: 21
Coding region: 226-2253 (675 amino acids)
Biological process (GO): positive regulation of ruffle assembly; Rho protein signal transduction; regulation of Rho protein signal transduction
Cellular component (GO): ruffle membrane; vesicle; plasma membrane
Molecular function (GO): actin binding
Source: RefSeq, a predicted model, not a curated record